Molecule: messenger RNA, 1555 nt
Organism: Drosophila persimilis
Lineage: Eukaryota; Metazoa; Arthropoda; Insecta; Diptera; Drosophilidae
Product: casein kinase I
Exons: 1
Coding region: 52-1479 (475 amino acids)
Biological process (GO): peptidyl-serine phosphorylation; signal transduction; endocytosis
Cellular component (GO): cytoplasm; nucleus
Molecular function (GO): protein serine/threonine kinase activity; ATP binding
Source: RefSeq, a predicted model, not a curated record
ACAUUUCUCUCCUCGGAAGUAGAGUAAACGAACAGGAAACACUAUAGAGCCAUGGCGGAAAUUGUGAGAGUGUCCAAAAGGAGCGAUGAGAGUAGCCCUCUAUCCAUGACAUAUUCAGAAGCUGAUGAUGCAACAUAUACAAGUAUAACUAUAACAGCUGAUGAGGUUCAGUCGCCCUCUCUUAAUUCAGAGGACAAUUUAGUAAGCUCCUUGGACGAAUCAAAAACCCUCGUUGCCGCGGAAAACUACACCCAAAAGUGCCACAGUGCAGAUGGAUUUUUUUACACUGGUAAUAGUGGUAAACGACGCAAAUUCUCACCAAAUUCAAUCGUUUUGGCCUGGAAGAAGCAUACCUACGAGUUCAUAAAGAAGGAGAAGAAACCUAAGAAGCGCAAGAAUCCACGUCCAGAAGGUUCUCCCAAAGUGGACCUAACGGACCCGUCGGAAUUAAUAGUGGCCAGAAAGUAUCGCCUAAUCGAGUGUAUCGGGAAUGGUUCUUUUGGAGAGCUCUACCGAGCUGUAGAUAUCAAGAAGGGCGAGGAGGUGGCUGUGAAAGUGGAGUACAUCACUGCCGCACAUUCGAUGCUGGAGCGCGAGGCGAAGGUAUACAAACUCCUCGCUGGGGCUGAAGGAAUCCCCAAAGUACGAUAUUAUGGACCUGAGAGAGAUGUUAAUGUUCUGGUGCUGGAUCUGUUGGGACCCUCCUUGGAGGAUCUGCUGAACUUUUGUACGCGCACCUUCAGCUUGAAGACCACCCUAAUGCUGGCCUUACAGAUGCUGUCCCGCCUGGAGUGUGUCCACAAGAAGGGCUACAUCCAUCGCGACAUCAAGCCAGAUAACUUCCUGAUGGGCUUGGACGGGCAGCGCUGCCUGGUCUUCCUUAUUGACUUUGGCCUGGCCAAGAAGUAUUACGAUCCCUACACCGGGAAGCACAUCGAGUACUGCCAGAAGCGGGAGCUGGUGGGCACACCACGUUACUCCUCCGUCCGGUCGCAUUUUGCCGAGCAAGGGCGCCGCGACGACUUGGAGUCCUUGGGCUACAUGCUCAUCUAUUUUCGGCUGGGAAGGCUCCCCUGGCAGGGCGUUCGGGCCGACACCAGGGCACAGAAGUUCGAGCAGAUUGGCGAGAUGAAGGCCUCCAUCAAGCUGGAUAGCCUGUGCAACCAAAUGCCCGACGAGUUCUUGCUGUUCCUCCGCUACUGUCGUUGCCUGCACUUCGGCGACAUGCCCGACUACGUGUAUCUGCGCAGGAUGAUUCAGAAUAUUCUAUUCCGCAAGGGGUUGCUCAACGACUUUCUCUUCGACUGGGUGGACCUAAAGCACCUGGCCGUCUCUCAACGUGACUGCGCUGUUCAACGGGGGCGCCAGAUCACAAAGAAGAACGUCAACUGCUGCUCUUGCAGUUACCACAAGUACAAGCGUCGCUUGGAUCACCAGAGGGACCGCAAUAGGGUACACCAUCCGACGUGCCCUUUAUAAUAUGAUCUCAUUUUCCGCUUUCCUGUUUUUAUUCAGAAUUAACUACCAAAAGAAAGUAUAUAUACUCGUACAUAUA